Messenger RNA from Malania oleifera, 489 nucleotides. RefSeq lists its product as uncharacterized. The record is from RefSeq and is a predicted model, not a curated record. NCBI's taxonomy places the organism in Eukaryota, Viridiplantae, Streptophyta, Magnoliopsida, Santalales, Ximeniaceae. The transcript has a single exon. Bases 1 to 489 code for a protein of 162 amino acids.
AUGGGUUAUGAGAAGUAUGAGGAUGGUUGGAUUCUAAAGGGAAGUGGAAGUCAAGUACGACAACCCCCUGUUACUGCUACUCCCACAUGGUUUAAUCCGUUCCAUCAACAAUUCAACACUUUCAGUCAAACCAUGCAAACUGGGUUUCAUUCUCUCCAAUCCAACUUUUCUUCCCUUCAGGCAAAUUACUCCUCACUUGAUGAACGUUUGAGCCAUAUUAAGAAAAAUUUAGCUAGUUCCUCUUAUACUGAUGAUCCUAUGGAUAUCAGUUUAGCUCCUACCAGUGAUGAUGGGAGUGAUGAUGAGGAUUCCAAGGGAGGAAGUGAGGAUAAUGAUAAGGAAGGCAUGAAAGAAGAGCACGAUUCAGAAGAAGAAGAAGAAGAAGAAGAAGAAGAAGAAGAAGAGGACUCAUAUGAAGAAGAAAGAUAUGAAGAGGAAGACGAACGGAAUGAAGAAGUAGCAGAUGAUCAUCCUACUGAUGAAAGCUGA